Molecule: messenger RNA, 2301 nt
Organism: Vitis riparia (riverbank grape)
Lineage: Eukaryota; Viridiplantae; Streptophyta; Magnoliopsida; Vitales; Vitaceae
Product: malonate--CoA ligase
Exons: 17
Coding region: 165-1994 (609 amino acids)
Biological process (GO): fatty acid metabolic process
Molecular function (GO): medium-chain fatty acid-CoA ligase activity
Source: RefSeq, a predicted model, not a curated record
GAGCAAGGAAAUCCACCUCCCGAACCUAACUAUCAUGACUCAUCAAUGACUGAAUUCAAGAGGGAAGUCAAGAGGAAGAGAAGAGAAGCUCAACCACAUGCACUGAGUCUAAGCCGCAGACCCCAUUAAUUUUUACAGAUUUUCGCAAUACCACCUACCCCAGGAUGCCACCAUUUAAUAAGGUUUUCAACCACUUCAUCCCUAUCUACCUACGUCACCCUUGCCUUCAUUCUCCUUCACUCCCUUUGCGUUUCUCUGCGCUCCGUUUUCUCUCUGUGGACGCUGGUCUUCUGGCAGCACGUUAUAGUACAUUCAUGGAGGUGAUCAAAGCAGUUGCCAGGCAGGGGUCAGCAACAGUGGAAAGUGUUGCCAUAAGAGCCAACCAGAAGAGUUACAGUUACAAUCAACUCAUUUCAUCUGCAAGGAAGAUAUCUAGUCUGUUAUGUAAUGGUGACAUAAAACCUACUUAUGGCGUGAGCAAACACAAACAUUCAGGAAAUGGACAUCUUGGUGGUGCUCGAAUAGGAAUUGUGGCUAAACCUUCAGUUGAGUUUGUUGCUGGAAUACUAGGAACUUGGUUUAGUGGAGGUGUUGCAGUUCCACUUGCACUUAGCUAUCCAGAAGCUGAGCUCUUACAUGUGAUGAAUGAUUCGGAUGUGUCCAUGAUAUUGAGUACUGAAGAUUAUCGUGAACUUAUGGAAAAUGUUGCUGCUAAGAGUUCGGCUCAAUUUUCUCUUAUUCCUCCUGUUCCCAGUAUUCCCUCACCGACAAGUGCACAUGAUCAUCCACAAACUGGAGAAAUAGUUGCAGAUAAAAGUUUGCAGGGGGAAAUUGGAAAGUGGAAUAAAUUAGAAGAUGAGGAUCCUGCUCUGAUUAUAUACACUAGUGGUACAACAGGGAAACCUAAAGGAGUUGUUCACACACACAAAAGCAUUAAUUCACAGGUCCAGAUCUUGACAGAAGCUUGGGGAUAUACAUCUGCUGAUCAAUUUCUGCAUUGUCUACCUCUGCAUCAUGUUCAUGGGCUAUUCAAUGCUUUGCUUGCACCUCUCUAUGCUGGUUCCACGGUUGAGUUUAUGCCCAAGUUCAGUGUGAGAGGAAUCUGGCAGAGAUGGCGUGAAUCACAUCCUAAAGAUGGAACUAAGGUUGAUGAUGCUAUAACCGUGUUUACAGGAGUUCCAACUAUGUAUACUCGAUUAAUACAAGGUUAUGAAGCAAUGGAUCCAGAAUUGCAAGCUGCUUCUGCCUCUGCCGCAAGCAAGUUACGGCUCAUGAUGUGUGGCUCCUCUGCGCUUCCCUAUCCUGUCAUGCAACAAUGGGAAACUAUCACAGGACAUCGUCUUUUGGAGCGAUAUGGAAUGACUGAGUUUGUCAUGGCAAUUUCUAAUCCCUUAAAAGGUGUGCGGAAAGGAGGCACGGUUGGAAAACCAUUCCCUGGUGUGCAGGUAAAGAUUCUUGCAGAUGAGAGUGAACCCGAGACAACGGGGGUUGGUGAGCUUUGCAUCAAAAGCCCUUCAUUAUUUAAAGAAUAUUGGAAACUUCCUGAGGUAACUAAGGAAUCAUUUAUUGAUGGCGGGUUCUUCAAGACUGGUGAUGCUGUUAAAGUGGAUGACGAUGGAUACUACAUCAUCUUGGGACGUACAAGUGCUGAUAUUAUGAAGGUUGGUGGUUACAAGUUAUCUGCAUUAGAAAUUGAAGCAGCGUUGUUAGAGCAUCCAGCGGUCUCAGAGUGCUGUGUAUUGGGCUUGCCGGACAAAGACUAUGGGGAAGCUGUAUGUGCCAUAAUUGUGCCUGAAGCAGAUGAAAAGAAAAAACAAGAGGAAGAACUAAAGCCUGCUAUAAGCUUGGAAGAACUUUGCACCUGGGCUAAAGAGAAGCUUGCACCAUACAAGCUUCCAACCCAAUUGCUUCUAUGGGACUUGCUGCCUCGAAAUGCUAUGGGAAAGGUGAACAAAAAAGAAUUGAAGAGAAAGCUGGCUGCUGAAGGGCAUUAGUUUCUUCUAAUUGCAGCUCAACAGUGAUGAUGCAGCCUUGAUCUUUGCAGUCCAAUAUCAAACUUGGAGGAGGGAACAUCCGAUUCUUAAUUUUUCUUCUUCCUUUUUGUUUUCUAUUCCGGCUAGUUAGUUGUAGAAAAGCAGAUAAUGAGUCAUUAAGACUAUUUAAGUCAAGUAAAGCCAGCAACCCAUUGUUGAGCUGUCCAUUUGAGGAAAGUCAAAUGUUUAAAUUCUGUGGGUUUGAUCCCAGAAAAUAACUAAAAUGUAAUGGAUUGUUCUGAAUGAGAUGAUAGAAGAUUUCAGAUUA